This is a messenger RNA of Olea europaea var. sylvestris, 754 nucleotides long. RefSeq names its product mRNA-decapping enzyme subunit 2. The transcript has 3 exons. The coding region runs from base 14 to 286 and encodes 90 amino acids. NCBI's taxonomy places the organism in Eukaryota, Viridiplantae, Streptophyta, Magnoliopsida, Lamiales, Oleaceae. Gene Ontology annotation, cellular component: cytoplasm. The record is from RefSeq and is a predicted model, not a curated record. Gene Ontology annotation, biological process: deadenylation-dependent decapping of nuclear-transcribed mRNA.
UCAUUUUGUGUGGAUGCAGGUCAUGGAGGAAACAGGUUUUGAUUUUUCAAAACUUCUUAACAAAGAUGAUUACAUUGAAAUGAUUUUUGGACAGCAGAGAGUGAGGCUGUACAUAGUUGCUGGAGUGAAAGAUGAUACAGCCUUUGCUCCUCUCACUAAAAAAGAGAUAAGUGAGAUUGCAUGGCACCGACUUGAUGAACUUCAUCCUGCAAGUGAUGAUGUCAUAUCUCGUGCGACCACUGGCCUCAAGCUUUACAUGAUCCAGACCUCUUUUGUAGAUCUUUGAAAUCAUGGAUUGCUGCUCAUCCAUCUCCCUUAGCACCUACAACAGACAGACCUUUGAAAGGUCCUCUCUCUCUCUCAACGUUCUGCUUCUCAAUCUAUUAUCCCCUGACUUUUCAGUUCUAUAUUUUUAUAUCCUUAUAGCACAUGAUAGACUCUAGUGGCCUCGGUUCAAGGCUCAUUAAUUUCUUCUUAAUUGAAAAUGUAAAUACUAGAAAGGAGAUGAACCUUGAUGGUUUAAUGUGCUUCUAUCGGCAAUUGAUGCUUAAUGACCUUUGAGUCUCGAGCAUUGAAACAACUCCCCGUCUCGCAUUGUUGUUAGAUGCAGGGCAAUAUUUUGGGAUUUGGACAAAUUAAGUGGGAAAAUUCUGACAGUAUGACCAUUUAUAUGGUGGCUUAUCUUGGUAAGGCCUACAUUUGCAAACCAGCCUUUAUGGUUGGGUUGCGAUGAUAAUUUAAUGGGCGUGAUUAU